Molecule: messenger RNA, 1835 nt
Organism: Pollicipes pollicipes
Lineage: Eukaryota; Metazoa; Arthropoda; Thecostraca; Pollicipedomorpha; Pollicipedidae
Exons: 11
Coding region: 340-1737 (465 amino acids)
Source: RefSeq, a predicted model, not a curated record
CCUAUGUGGGUGCGAGUGCAGCCGGGCAUGUGCAGCAUGGAGAACGUAUGGCAAAGACGGAAAUACCCACACCAGUCAUCGUGUGUGUGCAUUAGUUUUUUUCGUUUCGUGCUGUCCGACCAGCAUGGACGUGCGCGUACUUUAUUUGGAGCUUGGUUUCGAGCCCUGUGCACUGAGCACCACACCUCCCUGGCUUCCCGGGUCGCUGCAACGGGCCGCAGGUGGCACAUUACAUUGCUAUGAUUGGCGUCAUCCGCAGCGGGCGUCGAUGGAAGCACACUAACCACAGACAAUGCCACGGACUCGCAAACGACCGUCGAUCCGCCGACGACCACCACCAUGUCAACCACGACAACCAGGCCGACCACCACAACCGUCACAACAACAACGGAACGAGACGAGCGGUACACGGCCUCGGCCGACUACCACUGGGGCAGCAUCCACGCCAACGCCGACGUGUACCCGGGCAGCGCCGGGUUCCAGCUGGGAGACGGUCCCUUCGGCUUCCAGAGCUCCGUGAGGCUGCCUGGAGCCAUGUGUCUGGUUCACCGCGACUUUGCUCGCGCGGACGACGCCUGCGUCAAGAACCCACAGAACUGCUCGGCCGGAUUAUCGUUCAGCCUAUGGCACAAGGCGCGCUAUGACGUCAGUCUGAUCGGCAGCACGCGCUACCUGCCACGGCAGGUCCUGAUUAGUACCGGCGGGGACGUGCAGGGCACGCCGGGCGUGCUGGUGUAUGUGAAGAACCACGUGCUGGGCGUGAUCGUCUCGACUGGAGACAAGUUCUGGCGCGUCGCGGUCACCGCCCUGAUGGUCAACAACGAGUGGAACAACAUCGGAGUGCGCUGGCAGGAGCCCGGCGACGGCGAUGACCAGGUGGUGCAGGGUCUGCAGCUGUUCAUCAACCAGGAGCGGAAGGGAGCGGUCAUCCACGGCCGACCAUCGCCAGCCAAACCGCCGCUGGAACCCGUGCAGUUGAUGGCGGGCUGUCACAAGACCGGCACGUACGGCCUGUACUCGGACUUCUGCUCGUGCGAGAUGGACGAGGUGGCCUUCUGGACGCGCGCGCUGCGGGACGACGAGCUGUCGCGAUUCGUCGGCGGAUACAAAACGUCGCUGUCGACGUCCGAGUUCAGCUCCAUCGUCAGCCAGAUCAACCUACGGGACCUAGGCCAGCAGUCGGAGGCCAUCAGGAUCCUGGGCCACAUGCUGGACGGCCCUCACAAGCUGACGGCGCCCGGCGACCCGCCUGCGCCAGGGCAACAGGGCGAGGAUGAAGACGAGGCGACCGAGGUCGGCGUGGAUCAGCUGGAGAACCUGGCCGACAUCAUGGGGAAGAUGACGGACCUGAGCACGGUCAAGUCACAACAGACGCCGCAGGAGCUCGACGCCUUUGCUAACCUGGUGAAAGUACCUAGUAUGCUUCUACGCGAGAAUAACAAAGCAAAAUGGAGGGAGCUUGACAAGAAGAAACAAAAACAGAAGGCCGGUAAACAAGUCAAGAAUGCAAAAGAAAAGAAAACUAAAGACGCCGCUGACAUGGUACGCGAGUUUGAGUCCUGGGCGCUGGUGUCGGCCACCCGCGUAGCCUCUGCGGGACGAGAACGACACCAUCCUGGUGCGCAAGAAGACCGACAACAUCGAACUGACCAUACAGAAGAUGAAGAUGGACUUCUUCAAGUACAAGAAGGUCGCCUCCUUUCCGGAGGGGCAGAACCGAAAGGACAACACCAUUGAAGUGCCCACUCCCGUAUUCAACAAAGCCGGAUGCGGCGACGACGCCAUCAAUAUCGUGUUCGGCAAGUACGACACCCUGGGCGACAUGGCACCGAAGC